AACACCUGAGCUCUACAAUCUAGGGUGUGAAGACCGUCUCCAGUAGCACAGCAGUUUUAUUUCUGAUUUUAACUUACCAGCCAAGCAAAGAUGGCAUUGUUCAAGAAAUUCUUCAAAAAUGUCAUCCAUGACAGAGAUUCUGAGGAUGACACUGUCACUGUGAAGGGUAAGCCAAAGCCUAAGUAUUAUGGAACAGUCACGCCGUACCCCAACUUCAGUGCCAGCAGUGAUGCUUCAGUUCUUCAGGCCGCUAUUGAAAACAGAGACGUGGACGAGGACGUGAUCAUCUCUGUCCUGGUGAAGAGGAACAACGAGCAGAGACAGAAGAUCAAAGUGGUCUAUGAAGCGUCCACUGGGGAGAACCUGGAAAAAGCUCUGAAGUCAGCUCUCAGGUCAGAUUUAGAGGACGUCUCUCUGGCUCUGCUCAUGAUGCCUGCUAACUUUGACGCCUACCUGCUCAGGAAGGCCACGAAGGGUCUGGGCACACAUGAAGAUGUCCUGGUGGAGAUUUUAGCCACAAGGUCAAACCAAGAGAUUCUAGAGCUCACGAGGGUCUUCAAAGAAGAGUACGGAACAGAGCUGGAGGACGUUAUCAAGGAUGAAACCAGUGGUGACUUCACCAACGCCCUUCUGGCCAUGUUGAAAGCCAACAAAUCUGAGAGCACUGAAGUCGACAUGGAUCUGGCCCGAAGGGACGCGGAGACUCUGUUUGAGGCUGGCGAGAAUACCAAAGGAGUGAAUGCGUCUGCCUUCAUCGACAUCCUGACCAGCCGGAGCGGGCCGCAGCUCUCUAAGACAUUCCAGCAAUACGCGUGCAUCAGUGACGUGACACUACCUAAAGCCCUGGGCACAGAGAUGAAGGGAGACAUCGAAGACUGUCUUUUAGACAUUGUGAAAUGUGCCUGGAACAAACCAGCUUUCUUCGCUGAGAAGCUCCAUCUGGCUAUGAAGGGCCACGGCACAUGUGAGGAGACACUGAUCAGGGUGCUGGUGAGCCGCUCUGAGGUCGACCUCAAGAGGAUCUUGGAGGAAUACAGGGCCAUGUAUGACGAUACCUUACAGGAGCACAUACUGAAAGACACUGAGGGACAUUAUCGGGAUGUCCUGCUUGGACUGUGUGGACCUCACUGAAAUUCACUUGCAACUGAAAAAUCAAAGCAAGUUUGUCCACUGGAUGCCACAGAAAUCUGACAUAUUUCACAAUUAAUAUGACUAACGAGACCAUCUGUCUUAUUGAUAUUAUCCCACCAACAAUAACAUAAGCAUAUAUGUUAUCUUUCUGACGAAAGCACAUUGCUAAAGGUAAUAAAAGCUUGUUCUUGCUGUCAGGAACUAUUAAUUAACUUUUUGGAGUAAACUGUAGUCAUAUAUUUAAUAACAUAUACAGGAAACUAAUCUAAAAUAUGUGGAAGACACAGAUGAUAAAGAGGACGAUAAGAAGGACGAUGUUUUUUCACUAUAAAAUCCUAUAAGAGUAUGUCAGAAAUAAAAACAUCUACAGCCUCUA
Messenger RNA from Chelmon rostratus (copperband butterflyfish), 1507 nucleotides. Its product is annotated as annexin A1-like. Gene Ontology annotation, biological process: myoblast migration involved in skeletal muscle regeneration; positive regulation of G1/S transition of mitotic cell cycle; negative regulation of T-helper 2 cell differentiation. NCBI's taxonomy places the organism in Eukaryota, Metazoa, Chordata, Actinopteri, Chaetodontiformes, Chaetodontidae. Gene Ontology annotation, molecular function: cadherin binding involved in cell-cell adhesion; phospholipase A2 inhibitor activity; calcium-dependent phospholipid binding. The transcript is spliced from 12 exons. Gene Ontology annotation, cellular component: cytoplasm; plasma membrane. The record is from RefSeq and is a predicted model, not a curated record. Bases 91 to 1131 code for a protein of 346 amino acids.